Molecule: messenger RNA, 1806 nt
Organism: Chanos chanos (milkfish)
Lineage: Eukaryota; Metazoa; Chordata; Actinopteri; Gonorynchiformes; Chanidae
Gene: slc15a5
Product: solute carrier family 15 member 5
Exons: 9
Coding region: 1-1806 (601 amino acids)
Biological process (GO): transmembrane transport
Cellular component (GO): membrane
Molecular function (GO): transmembrane transporter activity
Source: RefSeq, a predicted model, not a curated record
AUGGACAGAGCAAAGGGUCAGUCCCAGUCGUCGCGGCACACUCAGAGGGAAAGGUCGGGAAGCGCUACGGUAACCGUGGAUCUGUCUGGCAUGCAGGAUGCUCACCUUUUACGAAGAAUCUCCACCACUCGUCGACCCAGCGGGAUGGUCACCCCCUACAAACCUCGCAAAUCCCGUAAAAAGUUUCAGGUGAUCAUCUGCGCUCUUUUGGUGGAACUGUUUGAGAGAUUCACCUUCUUUGGGAUGGUUUGCAAUAUGAUCCUCUUCUGUACAGUCAAGUUGGGCUAUGACAAUUAUCAAGCAGCCUCAGUGAAUCUGUGCUUUGUAGGAGGUAGCACUCUCACUCCUGUUCUUGUGGGGUGGUUUGCAGAGACGUGUUUGGGAAGGACCAAAGUUCUCUAUCUUUGCGCACUCCUUCAUUUCUUCGGUACUGCCAUGCUCCCUGUAGUGGCGUUCCCAUUUGAAGAUUUUUAUAUUGAUACACAUAACACAAUUCAUCAGCUGGAGCCACAGGAGCAACAGAUUCUCUUCUAUGUGGGGCUGUUUGCUGCGGCACUGGGCAUUGGGGGCAUCCGAGCCAUUCUGUGCCCAGUGGGGGCAUACCACCUCCUGGGUUACAAUCAAUACCAGCUCCUAUCCUUUUUCAACUGGCUCUACUGGCUAGUCAAUCUGAACUCUACUGUUGUGUUUUUGGGGAUUGCCUACAUCCAGCAGUCAGUGGCCAAAAACCUAGGCUUCCUCAUCCCAUUCACCUCAGUUGUGCUGGCCCUCAUAGCCAUACAUAUGGCACGCAACAAUCUCAUCUUUCGACCCAGGAAAGGCAGUUCCUUGCUCACCACCCUGGGUGUGUUCAUGAACUCUCUGAAGAUGUGUUUCCUUCACUACCGCCACCACCUGAGUGGGGAUGUCGGAAACUGGCUUGAUCGUGCCAAAGAGAACAACGGUGGAUGCUACAGUGAGACUAACGUAGAGAAUGUAAAGAUUCUGGUGAAGCUGUUCCCUCUCUUUAGUCUACAGCUGAUAUACCGUGCCUGCAUUACUCAGAUUCCAUCAGGGUACUACCUCCAGACCAUGCAUUCCAACCUGAACUUCAAUGGAUUUCUUUUGCCCAUUGCAGCCAUGAAUGUCAUCAGCAUCCUACCCCUGCUGUUCCUCGCCCCACUGAUGGAGUUCGUGAGCACCUGUCACUUGUCCAUGCAGAAAACACCACUCUCCCCAGUCACAAUGAUUACUAUGGGCCAUGCCUGUGCAGCUGUCUCUGUACUAGUUGCAGGAAUCUCAGAGAUCCACAGGAAGGACUACCCCCUCAUUGAACAGGCACUGUCAGGCAAAGUGCUGCAGGUGUCUUCCAUGGCCUGUUUCAAUCUUGCACCUCAGUACGUUCUCCUUGGUGUUGCUGAGGCUUUGGUCACCCCUGCAUGCUCUCUUAUCUCUUUCUGUCUGACUCCAAGCAAUCUCAGAGGAAUCGCACUGCACUUUCUAACUCUUUUCUAUGGGGGUGGCUGCUUUUUUGGAGCUCUCCUGAUUCAGUUUGUUUACCUUGUGUCUGGAGGGAAUUUCUAUCCAAAUACGAUGAGCGAUGGCAAUUUGGAGAGGUUUUUCUUCGUUUUGGCGACAUUAAUGGCCAUAAACACAAUAGUAUUGUGGAGAGUCUCAUACAGGUACAGAGAUCUGACUGUAGACUUGGGAGGCAAUGUGAGAAGAAACCAGCUGGCUGAGAAGUUGCUCCAAUAUAAAACCUGCCUCCGGUUUUAUGACACAAUUGAGCGCUCUGGAACUUUGGCCUCCAUGGAAACUGUCCUGUGA